Amoebophrya sp. A25 is the source of this 5431-nucleotide messenger RNA. The record is from the annotation of a GenBank genome assembly. NCBI's taxonomy places the organism in Eukaryota, Dinophyceae, Syndiniales, Amoebophryaceae.
AAAAGAACAGCGAUCGUCGCUUCAACAGCAAUCAUCGUUCUUGCUGGCCGAAAAAGAGCAAGAAUCUGUAGGCAUGGCAUCAUGAUGAAUAUCAAUAUCACAGGUUCAACGAGUGCAAGCCUUUGUCCGACAUCUACAAGAAGGUUGCAAUCUUGAAUUAUUUAGAUUUCGUGCCACCAAGCGUACACGUCGCGUGCAAGGACAAGGAUCCAGUAUUUUAUAUAUCAGCAGUAGCAAAUUAUCAGCCCCCGUGGACUCAUUAUCAAUUACAAUCCUGUCGUUACUCAGGUCAGGACUCAUUUAAGUAAUCAAUUUUAGUUGUAUUUUCAAUAUUCUUCCUUGAGCUACUCGGGCGUUACUCCUUCAUUCAUUGUACUUUUUGAAUAUUCGGGGGCUAUUUUUCUUUUGUGUCGACGACCUCUAAGAGUGUCUCCUGGUUGCUAAAAGCUUGCCAUCAUACAACAAGUUCAAGAUCCAAAGAUCAGAAAGAUGAUAGUCAAAUGCAACAAAACGGGCAAGCUUCUGUUCUCGACCGACGAGGCGCAGCGGCAUGCGGAACAGAUCGGGUCACAAGAUUUCACCGAAGUUGCGGCCGACGCGAAGUUGCUCGUGGACGCAGAGACGAGGCGGCGCUGCUUCUGGUCGCCGGAUGAGUUGCAACGUUUCAAGCAGCGCACAAGGCAACCCGACUUCCAGACAGUAGAAGUGACGGUCCAGGAAUACCAGAAGAUCAUGCAGGAACACGAGCGGAAGUUCCUGAAUGAUCCAAGAGUACAGCUUCGCACGCACUGUUAGCUUUUUGGAAUCGCGAUGACUUCUUUCUAUUUUGUCCAGAUGUAUCAAUCUUCCCCUACAAAUCAAAAUGAUCUUAAUCUGAAAGGAUCAUGAGAAUCUGGGAGCGCAAUUGAAAAUUUUUUUACAAGGUGGCGGAAACUGAUUUACUGAUUACAUUCGUCCCACGUUAUGCAUAGGUUAUCAACUACGCCAAGAAGAAGAUCAUUGAUGCACUGGUCGAAGUGAAGGGCUUCGGCGUGAUCCGCUCGGAGAAAGCCUGCUGGUUCACUGAAAACAAGGGUGUGGCAGAGGCCGAAGCUUGGAUAGAAGCAAACAAGAAUGAUCCCGAGAUAGACAAGCCGAUCCUGCUCCCGGCAGACGCUGCUGGGACGGCCGCCGAGGGUGGCGCCACGUCUUCCAACAUGGACGUCGAUGCUGUAGGAGACCAUGCCGCAGACUCUUCAACAUCCAAUAAACUUCCUACGGAUCCUGACGCAACUGCAAAUGGCGCGUGGCUUAAAGCGAAGUGUACUCACGAAGAUCUCUUCCUCCAAUAAAUAGAUUCAUCAAGGCAAUUCCAUCGUAAAACUAAUAUAAAUAUAGUAGAAUAGUUUAUAGAUGGUGGGAAGGUGGGCACGCUGGGCCGCUGGGCGGCCACGCUUGGCACGUUGGGCGGACCCUUGGCACGCAUGGGGGCACGGUGGGCUCACGCUGGGCCCGUAUGGCGUUGCCCCGCUGCUUCCGCCAAUGUACAGGGCCGCAGUCGAGGGCGGCGCGGCGCUGCGCUCCUUCGCGGACUGGCCACGUUCUCGCUGCUUGCGGUGCUUCGCUGCCGUAUGCAGUACCGCCUGGGUGUGUAUUGUGCGGCGAAGCGCUGCAGAGUGCCUCAGUGCUCUGCUGCAAUGUGCGGCCGGCGCUGCUGAGGGAUAUUCCCAGGCGGGCCAGUAGUUGUGCGCCCCGAUUCGUAUGCACCUUGCUGCAGAUCCAAGAUGCAUGCGCUUACUCUAGCGAGGGGGCUUCAGAAAUGGGCGCCCGAUGAACGCCCCGACUUUCGGCCCCAAGUCUCACGGUGGGCGCACGGUGGGCGAAAUCUUUCGCAGAAGACCCACGUUGGGGUCGCCCCGCGACCCAGCGUGCCAAGCGUGCCCACUGAUCCAAUCCUGGAGAAAGACCCAACUUGUCUAAUCUAGCUAUUAUAUAUGUUUCAGGGUUCAGGGGAGCGGCCCCCCCGAGCGCGGGAGAGGGGGGUGGAUCCCCGGACCCCUUUUGGAGGCGUGUGCCGUGGGUGGAAGGCUUCCAAAGGGGUCCAACUCCAAGGGGCCUCCUCCACUCCCUUCCAGCUGCCUGCAUGUACCAUACGGACUUCCUAUGUGCUCGCCCCUCGCCGAGGCAGCAUGGUGCCGGGCGUGGAAGGCCUCCGGAGGCAGCAAAAAGCGCAAGGCUGGACCCCCUGAGCCGCGUGGCUUGUACCCUCCGGGCCCUUGGGCAUCGGCUUGCUGGCUCUUGCCGCGCAUUUCAUAAGGGCAACCCAGCAAAAAAGCCAGGCCCCGAGCCAGUGGCUGCCUUCGGCGGCCUUCUACUAACCCCGGCGGCCUCUUGCGUGUGAUGAUCGGCAGAGGCCGGGAGAUCAGUCGGGAACCUGCAAAGAGGCGCAAGGGGGCGCCCGCUCCCAGUUUUGAGGCCUUCCACCCCGAGAACCCACGAAAAGCAGCGCGGAAAAGAGCGCGCAAGCGCCACCACAGGGCCAUCCACAGGUGGGGGGCCGUGCGUCCUUGUAUCAUAUAGAUACAAAUAUCGAAGCAAUGUAGACUGUAUGGCUCUGGUAUUUGGUAACCUGAAUUGGAUCACAAGGAUUCUCUUCUUGUUUUCCUUAUGAUCGAAUUCAGGUUACCAAAUGCCAGAGCCAUGCAUAGACUAAAUGAUCACGAAGAUAGCAGGUGGGAAGGUGAGCGCAUCGCACUAGCAAGCUGCAGCUGGAAGAGAUUUGAAUAGUCAUUGAUGUUUAUCUGUCAAUUGGGAAGUGCAAGAAGUAGCAGCCUCCUCUGGUGUUUUGGCAUUGGCAAUAUCUCAUUACCAGGUAACCAAAGCCUAGUUACGUCUCUUCAGGAGAUGGGAUUCGGGCAGAUUCGAGCGGAAAAGGCGUGUUACUUCACAGAUGGCGUAUCGCUAGAACACGCGAUACAGUGGAUGACAGAUCACGAGAAGGACGCAGAUAUAGACGCUCCGAUUACACAGGUGAUAAAGUGCAAUCCGUCAGAAAAGUGACCCAUGGAUGAAGCAUCUGUAAAAAGUGCGAUGACUUAGAAGAAUUGAUGCAAUAAAGCGGUUGUGGUUAUUUGUUACAUUUUUUGGAAUUUUGUAAUUCCUCUCCUUCAUUCUCACAAAUCCAGGAACCGGCACCAUCCGCACCUGCGAAACCGAAGUGUAUGGAGAAAUAGCAAUGAAUAGGCUUUCGCUUGUCCUCACGACGUGAUUUAACUUUUAUUGACCUCGAUUGAUUUUGAUUAUUUAUAAUCACAUUACAACAUACUAUUCUCACUGCCGUUCUUUCCCCUUACACAUGCCACGGCCAACCUCAAUACAUUCGUAUAUGAACGUUUCUUUGAGAAUCUUUCCACUUCGAAGUGGAUUCUUUAAUCUUAAAAUGAGUUUCCAAUGCUUACUCCUUUUUUCAUACCCAUGACGAAAGAGGAAGCUGAAAAAGCCGCGUUAGCAUUGCAACAGCGACUGAAGGAGGAACGAGAAGCGCGAGAGAAACAAGAGGCGAAGGACAAAGAGAAGGCCCGCAUAGAAAGUCAGAAGAUGAUGCAGGAAACGAAUGCGAUUCUGCAAGAAGAGCAGCGAAAGCGGGACAUUGAGCAAAGAAACUUAAGGCCUUCCAACAUGCAGCUUUGAUAGAACUAGAUGGUUCAACUUCAUCAAUUCGGAAUGCAUAUUGCACAUCAACAAACUGCUGUCGAACUACUACACAGCGUUUUCAUUUCGAUAUGAUUUCACGCCUGAACAAUAAUUUCUUAAGUUUUAUCCAUCUGCUUGCUUUUCCGACAACAUUCUUGAACGAAGAUGUUCUAAGAAAACGCGAGAAGAGUGCGCACGACGAGCACGCAGCACAGCUGAAAGAACAACUUCGGCUCGAUUAUAUUGAGCGCUUCGGACACGAACCGCCGCCAGAGGAAGAACAGAAAAAGGAUGACAUCAAGGCCAAGCCGAGUAAACAGCAGCUAACUUUCUGGCUUCAGGCUAUGCGAAAGGAGCAUGCGGCUACAAAAUUAAGGCUUCCCCUCAUCCAUCGAUCUUCCGAAGAGUCAUCCUAGGCAAGAGCCCUCGCGAGGCGAAAAGAGGCCCAGGAUGUACCUCGAGAUGGAUUAGGGCGAGCUCUAACAAAACCUGCGGAGCUGAAACUCUGUCUAACGACUAUCAAGACCUUUGCUAAAAACUGCCAUGACAACGUACUUCGUUUUGUAGAGCUAGUAGGUCAUUGUUAAUACUCUUUUCUUCAUUAAUCUCGAAAUAUUACCGUGAUCACAUAGUUACUUCCACCCAUGCUGGUGCAUUGCUUAUAUGUAUCUAUAUAUGUACCAGGGAGGGAGGCCCCCCCCUGUGGCUGGAUCUAUGGUGGACCACGCCAGCAGAGGGGUCCAGCCUUGCCACCUUUGCCAGGUCUGUCGGGUACAUGCAGCACGCCAAGGGGGUGGGUCCCGCCUUGCCUCCUCUGCCCGCUCUGUCGGGUACCUGCAACACGACAAGAGGGCCCAGCCUUUGCCACCUUUACCAGGUCUGUAGAGUACACGCAACAAGCCAGCGGGGUCCUGCCUUGCCUCCUUUGCCAGCUUCAACGUCCUCCGGUUUGGUGGCGCUCUAGGGUACAGGCAAGAAGCGGGAAGGGGUCAGAGCUGGGCGCUUUGAGGCCUUCCCGCCCGGCAGCCCCUCGAAAAGAGGGUCCGGGGCUGGGAGGCCCCCCCCUCAAAAAGUUAGAUCGGGGGGGCCUUCAGCCCUGAGUCAUGGAGUAUAUAUCUGAAUAUCUAUUAUUCAAUUCCCGACAUCUGUCUCUCUUGAGUAGAGAAGGAUUAUCUCACAUCUCGUCACAGCCCGAAGAGAAGAAAUACCAAGUAUUGAAGAAAGCGGGCAAGGCAUUCACUGAGCGCAUCGCGCCCAUUCCCGAAGCAAUAGAGCUCUUGAGAGUCCUCGGAUUCAAAGACGAUGCUGACCCUUCAGUAAUGGCCAUUGCGAACCAAGUAGACGGUUUCCUCAUGGCGGAGUGUGUCAAAUUCGUGGAUCUUAUUUUGAACAAGCUCUAGUAACUUUUUCUUUGAGGCUCAGGGCGCUUAUACUAGUUCUACAAGAAUUAUAGAAGGAGAUACAAAAAUAUUACAUGAAAAAGUGGAGGAUUUCCAUAUAGGAAAAGAGACGACAUUAAUGUAAAUUCGAUUUGGUCGUUGUAAACAGCAGACCAUCACAGCCCCUAAAAAACCAUUUCGAAAGCCCGGAAUGAUAUUAUCAAGGAACCUCUAUUCCUCAGCCAGUUCAACAACGCUUGUGCACCAACUAGAAUACACGUCGCUCGUGCCCACACCGAUUUCAGCUGACAAGUUUUUCAAUUGACUAACAGACCAGUAUGGUCCUCGUGACGACCCGUAGCUGUUGCGCCAGAGGUAAC